Molecule: messenger RNA, 1550 nt
Organism: Cylicocyclus nassatus
Lineage: Eukaryota; Metazoa; Nematoda; Chromadorea; Rhabditida; Strongylidae
Source: the annotation of a GenBank genome assembly
ACGGGAGGGCGCGCCUUGCGGGCUGAAACACAUCCCGCCACUCGUCCGUAAUGCUGGCCAACAACCUGUGUCCAUCGGAAGAAGCUGCUCCCAACUACGCUCAGUUCCAAGUGAUCAAGCCGACCUGUGAGGCGUUUCAAGAAUGGGCCCCAGCCACCGCCGCGCCCGUGCAGUACCCACAAGCACAGCAGUUUCCAUUUCUCUUCCCACAGUCGGAAUGGUCCUACCCGGCUCACUUACAAUUACAGCAGCAGCCUAUGUUGCAACCACAUGAAAUGAAGGUUGACACUGAAAGGCCUGAAGUAAUCCAACGACUACCGCACCCUUGGCCAUACACAUUCCCCACAGAUGAUGCAGCUCAUUCGCAACUGUCGGAUGAUUCCGAACCAGGUUGCCCUGAUGAUUUGGAAGCUUUUGCCAAGCAAUUCAAGCAACGAAGAAUAAAACUGGGGUACACUCAAGCGGAUGUCGGUUUGGCAUUGGGCACGCUCUAUGGGAAUGUGUUUUCUCAGACGACGAUUUGUCGAUUCGAAGCGCUCCAGUUGUCGUUCAAGAAUAUGUGCAAGCUGAAGCCGCUUUUGUUCAAAUGGCUUGAAGAAGCUGACUCCACUUCUGCUAGUCCAAACUCGGCUUUUGAGAAGAUGACAGGGCAAGGAGGAAGGAAGCGUAAGAAGAGAACAAGCAUAGAGGUGAAUGUCAAGUCUCGUCUGGAAUAUCACUUUCAAAAAAACCAUAAGCCAAACGCGCAGGAGAUUUUGCAAGUGGCAAAUGAACUCGGAUUAGAUAAGGAGGUGGUCCGUGUAUGGUUCUGCAAUCGACGGCAAAAAGAGAAACGAAUGACGCCACAGUUCGACCAACAAAUGAUGAUCACGAGCCCGUACCCUCCGUCCGACAUCUUCUCCUACCCGACCGGCUUGCCGAUCAACCCGUCACAGUUCGAGCUGCGAACGGGCUCCGGCUCAGCCUGAAACCGCAUCCAGUGUGAGCGUUCCGUCUAGCCGUUCAGCUCUACCUCCUGCUCUCCUCCGUCCUUAGGCUCUACCAACACUUCUAUACUCUUCUUCUCGUCCGCUCAUCAGACGUUUUUGAUCUCUAGUUCAGUCGUAUCCACUCGCUUCCACAAAAACUUCCGAUGAGUGCGCAAUUCUUCUUCACUUACAAAACCCGAGUGUGUGCUGUGUUCGCGUGUGUUUGUACAUUCCAAUUGGGCUGGCGGGUGACACAGAAAAAGUCCGUAGUUGCAGAAUUGGCCAUGCAAUUUGCUCCCACAUCUGCUGCUCACUCAGCGCUACCGUAUCCGCUCUCCCACCAGUCUCUCGCCAUUUUUCUCUGCUGUGUGUUUCUUUCCAUUGUUUAUUCUUUGCAUGCAAGGGUAGCGGACUCUCCACAUACAUACGGGGAGGUUCGCCAAUUUUCUUCAUUAUUUUCUUCGUUUUUUUUUUGAAAUUCAGAGAGAUAUGCUAUUUAUUCUUCUUACAUGAUCAUUACUGUUCUGUGAGAGAUUUGACCAAAUUUGUGAUAUAAUGAGUCGUAAUAAAUCUAAGAACUAC